CUCACGCUGGGUCCUCGGCGCGGAAAUAGUCCCAAGCAUGUCUGCCUGUGAUAUAAUAUCAACAUGAUUAUCUAUGAAACUAGGAAAUAUUAAUUUCACAUCAGACGACGAGAAGCCAGAACAAUAGCUGGAGAUAUGAUCAUGUAAUUUCAGAGGGUUUUAACUUGGACGAUGGACCACAGUGGAGCUGAAACAGCUAGCAUAGCUUAUAAAGCUUUCACGUUUGAUGACAAGAAAAACACACAGGAAUCACUGUCUGUCUCCAUACCCGAGGUCCUGGAUCCACAGUAUGGCAUGUAUGUGUGGCCGUGUGCAGUGGUGCUGGCUCAGUAUCUGUGGACGCACAGAGAGGAGCUGAGAGGGAGGACGGUGCUGGAGCUCGGCGCAGGUGUGAGUCUCCCAGGUGUGGUGGCUGCGAGGUGCGGAGCGCAGGUGAUCCUGUCCGACAGCGCCGACUCUCCUCUGUGUCUGGAGAACUGCAGGCGCAGCUGUGAAGCCAACGGCCUCCCUGAUGUGCAGGUGCUGGGCCUCACCUGGGGGGACGUCUCCCCGGACCUCGUCCUGCUUCCUGAGCUGGACUUCAUCCUGGGAUCAGACGUUUUCUACGAACCUCGAGAUUUCGAAGACGUCCUCGUCACUGUUGCUUUUCUCCUGAGAAAAAACCCCAGAGCCCAGUUCUGGACCACGUACCAGGAGAGAAGCUCUGACUGGUCCAUCCAGCCUCUGCUCCACAGGUGGAGUCUGAGCUGCGUUGACGUUCAGCUCCACAGUUUCGAUGCAGAGAAAUCGGAGCUGGCUGGAUCGACUCUCCCGGGCAGACACACUGUCCACAUGAUGAUCAUCACUCUGAACACAGAGGACGUCGGACUGUGAACGUUUCCCAGAGGAAAUAACCAGAUGGUGGGUCACUGCUCCUCCUCCAGUGUUUCACCCAGCUCAGAGGAAGACGUCACAUUUUACACGUUCAUUCAAAUCUGUUUAAAUGAACUCAGAUUAAAGUUAGAACAUGUGAUUUACUGUAAAUGUUAAAUUACAUGUUACAUUUCUUUGAUUUCUGAAGGUAAAAGAAAUGAAUCCAACUCCUGCAGCAAACAGACGUUAGAAAUGAGCCUCUGUGAGUUUUAAUAUCCACUUGAUAAAUGAGUAAAUGUCAUAUUUUUACAUGGUUUAAGCCACAGAAACAUUUAACAGACUCCUCCACAGACGGAGAAUAAAACUCCUGUAACACUGUCACACUCAGUGUAAAAGAAUAAAGUGAUGCAGCAGAACCAGA
Lates calcarifer (barramundi perch) is the source of this 1273-nucleotide messenger RNA. Its product is annotated as histone-arginine methyltransferase METTL23. Bases 172 to 873 code for a protein of 233 amino acids. The record is from RefSeq and is a predicted model, not a curated record. The transcript has 5 exons. Lineage: Eukaryota; Metazoa; Chordata; Actinopteri; Centropomidae. Gene Ontology annotation, cellular component: cytoplasm; nucleus.